Mesoplodon densirostris (Blainville's beaked whale) is the source of this 3309-nucleotide messenger RNA. RefSeq names its product solute carrier family 35 member F5 (gene SLC35F5). The transcript has 22 exons. Gene Ontology annotation, biological process: regulation of peptide transport. Gene Ontology annotation, cellular component: membrane. Lineage: Eukaryota; Metazoa; Chordata; Mammalia; Artiodactyla; Ziphiidae. Bases 1053 to 2489 code for a protein of 478 amino acids. The record is from RefSeq and is a predicted model, not a curated record.
GAGAGAGCAUGCGCAGUGAGGUGCGCCUCCGGCCGCCGCUCCGGUCCCGACGGUGAGGAAGUCCACUUCGGGUGUUCGUCCAGCAUAUACGAAGAACUAGUGUCUUAACCUCUGGGGAAAAGUCUUGGUCUUUAUCCCCCUGUGGAAGAAAGCAAACAGAAGCUCCCCACGAACUUAACUUGAUAGUUGCUGAUUCUUUGCCUCAAGGAGAGAACCAAGCUGGGAGAACUGGACUGAAAGGUCAGAAGAAUUUGCUUCCACAAGACAAAUGAUCUCUCUGUGACAGACAGUGGCUCAGGUGCAACAAACAUGCAUAGAGUACAUACAUUAGCCAAACACUGCACUGGAUGCCAGGAUAUAAAGGAAAAAGUAUAUCUAAACGGAUGUUCUCACAUUUGCCUUCUUCACCCUAGAGCACCACCUUGGUGUGCUGUCUGGACCCUGGGUGCUGGAGGAGUUAAAGGUCAUGGACUUCAUCCCAAAUAACCCUAGAAAAAGCCACUUGUUAUGGAGCAAAAUGGGCCGGUGGUUCGAAUUAUCCCUCCACUGAGGAAGAAACUAUCCUGAGAAGGCUGCAUAAAGUACUUCCUGGUUGAAAGGGCUCUGGUGUGAGCGUCUUGAAUUUGAAUCCCAGCUCUGAAAUGUAUCAGUUGUGCGACCUUAAUCUUAGAAUGGGAUCUGUUGCAUCACAGAAACUUCUGGUGUGUUCAACAAGAAAGGAAAGCAGUGAAAAGAGGAGCUGUGGUCACAUGACACGAGAGCAAGUCAAGAUAUAUUCAGGGAACCACCUAGAAGUCCCUCUGCUCAGAAGGAACCAGGAUCCUGGCAGACCCUCAUCUAGAGGCUUGGGGAUGCAGUGGUGAACAAGACACAGAAAGUUCCUGCACUCAUGGAGCUGAUAUUCUGAUGGAAGACAAACAAAUGCAUAAAUAUAUACUGUAUUUUCAGUUCAUGGUGCGCUGAGUUCUUCACCUCCGUUUAGACUCAGAUCUGACCAGUUUUCAGGCGCUGCUCUUGAAGACCUCAGAAAGGCCUUCAAAAUAAGACUGCAAAUGGUGUGUGUAUUUAUCAUGAACCGAAUGAAUUCCCAGAGCAGUGGUUUCACUCAGCGCAGGCGAAUGGCUCUUGGGAUUGUUAUUCUCCUACUUGUUGAUGUGAUAUGGGUCGCAUCCUCAGAACUUACUUCGUAUGUUUUUACUCAGUACAACAAACCGUUCUUCAGCACCUUUGCAAAAACGUCUAUGUUUGUUCUGUACCUUUUGGGCUUUAUAAUUUGGAAGCCAUGGAGACAACAGUGUACAAGAGGAUUUCGAGGAAAGCAUGCUGCUUUUUUUGCAGAUGCUGAAGGUUACUUUGCUGCUUGCACAACAGAUACAACUAUGAAUAGUUCUUUGAGUGAACCUCUGUAUGUUCCUGUGAAAUUUCAUGAUCUUCCAAGUGAAAAACCUGAGAACACAAACAUUGAUACUGAAAAAUCUCCCAAAAAGUCUCGAGUAAGGUUUAGUAAUAUCAUGGAGAUUCGACAGCUUCCAUCAAGCCAUGCAUUGGAAGCUAAGUUAUCUCGCAUGUCAUAUCCUACCGUGAAAGAACAAGAAUCCUUACUCAAAACUGUGGGGAAACUUACUGCAACUCAAGUAGCAAAAAUUAGCUUUUUUUUUUGCUUUGUGUGGUUUUUGGCAAAUUUGUCAUAUCAAGAAGCACUUUCAGACACAAAAGUUGCUAUAGUUAAUAUUUUGUCCUCAACUUCUGGACUUUUUACCUUAAUCCUUGCUGCAAUGUUUCCAAGUAACAGUGGAGAUAGAUUUACUCUUUCUAAACUAUUAGCUGUAAUUUUAAGCAUCGGAGGUGUUGUGCUGGUAAACCUGUCAGGGUCUGAAAAAUCUUCUGGAAGAGACCCAAUUGGUUCCAUUUGGUCUCUUGUUGGAGCCAUGCUCUAUGCAGUCUAUAUUGUUAUGAUCAAGAGAAAAGUAGACAGAGAAGAUAAGUUGGAUAUUCCAAUGUUCUUUGGUUUUGUAGGUCUCUUUAAUCUGCUGCUCUUAUGGCCAGGUUUCUUUUUACUUCAUUAUACUGGAUUUGAGGACUUUGAGUUUCCCAAUAAAGUAGUAUUAAUGUGCAUUAUCAUUAAUGGCCUUAUUGGAACAGUGCUCUCAGAGUUCCUGUGGUUGUGGGGCUGCUUUCUUACCUCAUCACUGAUAGGCACACUUGCACUAAGCCUUACAAUACCUCUGUCCAUAAUAGCUGACAUGUGUAUGCAAAAGGUGCAGUUUUCUUGGUUAUUUUUUGCAGGCGCUAUCCCUGUAUUUUUUUCAUUUUUUAUUGUAACUCUCCUGUGCCAUUAUAAUAAUUGGGAUCCUGUGAUGGUGGGAAUCAGAAGAAUUUUUGCCUUUAUAUGCAGGAAACAUCGAAUUCAGAGGGUUUCAGAAGACAGUGAACAGUGUGAGAGUCUCAUUCCUAUGCACGGUGUUUCUCAGGAGGAUGGAGCUAGUUAGCUGUAGUCCAGCUUGAUAAUGGAACAAUAUACGGUGAAGAGGCAAUCUCUGGCAAGUUUUUGUAGAAAAAUGUUUCAGUGCCUAGUCUGAAAAAUAACAGUUUCAGUUCUUUGGAACUCUAAAACAUAUUUUCCUCUUGUCUGUUUUCUUCAUUUUCAUAAUGAAGUACUUUGCUAUGUCGCUGUGUACAUAUCACUACAGUUAUAGGAAGUUUCAGUCUACAGUCCAUCUAAAGGACCAACCUGCCUUACACAUCUCAAGGAAUUCAGCUGAUGAAAUAAUUUGAACUAAUCAAGGGAUAAAAUUUUAAUGUUCUGGAGACUUUAUUUUCACAUAUUAUUUGUUACAUGCUGGACUAUAUUAUGAAAAUGUUUUCAAGAAAUCAUUUUAAGUAUAUAGAUCGGUGUUUCUUACAGGUAAAAUGCUAAAAUAAGCUGCCUAUAAUAGGUACGGAUUAUAUUUUUGAGUUUUGUAGCAUAUUACAAAUUAACACGGAAAAUGUUUAAUUUAUGCAGCAAAUAUAUUCACACAAAUUUGGUAGGACUUUAGAAAGAAUCAAUAUUUGAGAAAAAAUCUGGUUCUCUUACACUACAUAUACUGUAUUAUCCUUUCAUAGCAUUAGGUGCCUUCUACUUUAAAUCUGUGACAAAUCAUGACAAAUUUUUAAAGGAGAAGUAUUGUAAAAUGAAGAAUUAUGUACUUCUAAAGACUGUAUUGCUGUAAAUUUAAUUGAUAAAGCUCUGCUUAUUUAGAGUUUUGAAGAAAUAUCCCCUCUUCAAUUAAACAUUUUCAUAAUGGAAUGAUGUAAAUUGAAGUGAUA